AUGAUCAUCAAUGGGGUGAAGGAGAAGAUGAAGAAAACGGUUGAAAACACUCGCGAGGCACUUGCCACCAUCCGCACUGGCCGACCGUCUCCCAACAUUUUCGACAAAGUUCUUGUCGAUUACUACGACGUUCCUACUCCCUUGCCACAGAUUGCUUCCAUUCAGAUCCAAAGUGCCUCCAUGAUCUCCAUCGAUCCGUUCGAGAAGAGCGCUCUCAAGAAUAUCGAGAAGGCGAUCAUGGCGUCUGACCUUGGUCUCAACCCCAACAACGACGGCGCCAUCAUCCGCAUCUCCAUCCCCCCGCUCACUGCUGAGACAAGGCAGAACUACGUCAAACAGGCUAAGAAUGUCGCAGAGGAAGGAAAGGUCGCCUUGAGGAACAUCAGGAGGACAGGGGUUGAUGCGGUGAAGAAGCUGGAGAAGGACAGCGUUGUCUCAGAAGACCAGUCCAAGUCUACUCAGGACGACAUCCAGAAGCUUACGGACAGCUCAUCCAAAGAAAUCGACAACCUCUGCGCGGCCAAAGAGAAGGAUCUCUCCACCGUGUAG
This is a messenger RNA of Guillardia theta CCMP2712, 549 nucleotides long. RefSeq lists its product as hypothetical. Gene Ontology annotation, molecular function: ribosomal large subunit binding. NCBI's taxonomy places the organism in Eukaryota, Cryptophyceae, Pyrenomonadales, Geminigeraceae. The coding region runs from base 1 to 549 and encodes 182 amino acids. Gene Ontology annotation, biological process: translation. The transcript has 7 exons. The record is from RefSeq and is a predicted model, not a curated record.